Messenger RNA from Numida meleagris (helmeted guineafowl), 1791 nucleotides. It is a transcript of the gene BASP1, whose product is annotated as brain abundant membrane attached signal protein 1. Gene Ontology annotation, biological process: negative regulation of DNA-templated transcription. Bases 191 to 925 code for a protein of 244 amino acids. The record is from RefSeq and is a predicted model, not a curated record. Gene Ontology annotation, cellular component: nucleus; cytoplasm. Gene Ontology annotation, molecular function: transcription cis-regulatory region binding; transcription corepressor activity. Lineage: Eukaryota; Metazoa; Chordata; Aves; Galliformes; Numididae. The transcript is spliced from 2 exons.
AGCGAGAGCGAGAAAUGCAGAGGCAGCAGCCGCGGUAGCGGCGGCAGUGCUCCAGCAGCAGCGCGAGGCACUCCGCGCCCGGCGAGCGAGCGGCAGCCGCAGCGCACAGCGGCUCCGGGCUGCGCGGGGCGGGCGGCAGCGCGGCACAGGCACAGCGAGAGCGGCAGCGGCAGCACGCGGGAGCUCCAUCAUGGGAGGCAAACUGAGCAAGAAGAAGAAGGGAUACAGUGUCAAUGAUGAAAAAGCUAAAGACAAAGACAAGAAGGCUGAAGGAGCAGCAACUGAGGAAGAGGAGACUCCAAAGGAGGCUGAGGAUGCCCAGCAAACCACAGAGACCACAGAAGUGAAGGAGAACAACAAAGAGGAGAAGGUCGAGAAGGAUGCUCAGGUUGCUGCCAAUAAGACAGAAGAAAAAGAAGGAGAGAAAGAGAAAACAGUGACCCAAGAAGAAACCCAGAAAGCAGAACCAGAGAAGUCAGAGGCUGUUGUUGAUGCGAAAGUAGAGCCACAGAAGAACACCGAACAGGCACCCAAGCAAGAGGAGCCAGCUGCAGCCUCUGCUCCUGCUGCCAGUAGCGAAGCACCCAAAACUUCUGAGCCUAGCAGCGAUGCAAAAGCUUCCCAGCCUUCAGAAGCCACAGCUCCCAGCAAAGCAGAUGACAAGAGCAAAGAGGAAGGGGAAGCCAAAAAGACUGAGGCUCCCGCAACGCCUGCAGCCCAAGAAACUAAAAGCGAAGUGGCCCCAGCUUCAGACUCAAAACCUAGCAGCAGCGAGGCUGCACCUUCUUCCAAGGAGACCGUAGCAGCCACAGCAGCACCUAGUUCCACUGCCAAGGCCUCGGACCCGUCAGCCCCACCAGAGGAAGCGAAACCUUCUGAAGCCCCAGCGACUAAUUCGGAUCAAACCAUAGCAGUGCAAGAUUAAAUUGGACAGCCUGUUGAAACAACCACUUAAAACAACCUGUGUCUUUUUUUUAUUUUUUCAGCUAUACUAACUCGUUUCAGAUCUGAAAUAACAAAAAGUAUUGCCCAGAAAGAGAAGGAAAAAAAGGAAAAAAUGAAAAGGAUGUCCCAUCAAGUUGGGAGGGAGGGAGGGGGGAGAAUCCAAAUAGUAUUUUUGUGGGGAAAUAUCUAAUAUACUUUCUGCCAACUUGACACAAGUUCUGGAUUAAAAAAAAAAAAAGUAAAAUAGAUGGAUGUCUGAAAGUACAGCACAUCUUUUGUAUCUGAACUGCUGUAAAUGCACUCCACCAAUGUAUCAAAAUCUUCUUUUUGUUCUGUAAUGGGGUUUGGGAGUGAUGCGUUUGAUUCUGCCCACUGGGUUUGUGCCAAGGCAAUCAGAUCUUUAUGAAAGCAGUAUUUUCUGUGGUUUUUUUAUUUACAGCCUUUCUUAUUUUGAUAUUUUUUUUAUGCAGUGGAUGAAUGCCAACUUUCAGACAAAACCCACUUAGCUGUCCACAUAUUUCUCAAUGCCAAUCCUCCAAUUCUUCCUCUCCAAAUAUUUUUUGGGAGUAAAAAGCAUUCUCAUCCUACUUAGCCUUCCUAGAUUUCUCAUGACGAGUUAAUGCAUGUCCGUGGUUGGGUGCACCUGUAGUUCUGUUUAUUGGUCAGUGGAAAUGAAAAGUCUGCGUUCAUUGCAGUUCCAGUUUCUCUUCCAUUCUGUGUCACAGACACCAACACACACUCAUUGGAAAACAAAUGAAAAAACAAAAUGUACAAUGGAUGCAUUGAAAUUAUAUGUAAUUGUAUAAAUGGUGCAACAGUAAUAAAAGUUAAAUAAUUUAAAAAAUA